Messenger RNA from Conger conger (European conger), 1768 nucleotides. RefSeq names its product polymerase (RNA) III (DNA directed) polypeptide F (gene polr3f). Gene Ontology annotation, cellular component: RNA polymerase III complex. The coding region runs from base 146 to 1090 and encodes 314 amino acids. The transcript has 9 exons. The record is from RefSeq and is a predicted model, not a curated record. NCBI's taxonomy places the organism in Eukaryota, Metazoa, Chordata, Actinopteri, Anguilliformes, Congridae. Gene Ontology annotation, biological process: transcription by RNA polymerase III.
ACCCGGCGUUAGCGUGUCGAAUGUUGAUGCAAAGCGAGGUUUGCUCUGGGUUUCUGCCGAAAGUAUUCAGGCUAACGUUUGUUAGUUUGUUAGCCAUAUAGUUUUGCCGUCAUCAUUACAUUUCGAUAACUUUUACUCUUCGACCAUGGCGGAGGUGAAAGUUAAACAAGAAUUAACAGAUCCCGUGGAAAUCGAAAACCGGAUAAAGGACCUCUGUCAGCAGUUUCCUCAUGGCAUAACGGACCAGGUGAUCCAGAACGACAUGCCCCAUGUGGAGGCCCAGCAGCGGGCCAUGGCCAUCAACAGACUUCUGUCAGUGGGACAACUCGACCUGUUACGGAACAGCACAGGACUCCUAUACCGACUGAAGGACACACAGUCAGCAAGUAAAAUGAAGGGAUCAGACAACCAGGAGAAGCUGGUGUAUCAGAUCAUAGAAGAUGCAGGAAACAAGGGCAUCUGGAGCAGAGACAUCAGGUACAAGAGCAACCUCCCGCUGACCGAGAUCAACAAGAUCCUAAAGAACCUGGAGAGCAAGAAACUCAUCAAGGCCGUCAAGUCCGUGGCUGCCUCUAAGAAGAAAGUGUACAUGCUGUACAACCUGCAGCCGGACCGCUCUGUCACCGGGGGGGCCUGGUACAGCGACCAGGACUUUGAGUCCGAGUUUGUGGAGGUGCUGAACCAGCAGUGCUUUAAGUUCCUGCAGGGCAAGGCAGAAGUGGCGAGGGACAGUAAGCAGAGCCCCAUGGUGCAGAGGAACAGCUCCUUCGCCACCUCGCACGAAGUGUGGAAAUACAUCUGUGAGCUGGGCAUCAGCAAGGUGGAGCUCUCCAUGGACGACAUCGAGACCAUCCUGAACACGCUGAUCUACGACGGGAAGGUGGAGAUGAGCGUCAUCGCGGCGAAGGAGGGCACAGCCGGCUGCGUCGACGGGCAAAUGAAGCUGUACCGAGGGGUCAACCCCAUCAUCCAAUCAACCGGCCUCGUCAAGACGCCCUGCGGCCUGUGCCCCGUGUUUGAUGACUGUCACGAAGGAGGAGAGAUCUCUCCGUCUACCUGCAUCUACAUGACCGAGUGGCUGGAUUUCUGACCAAAGCACUUCUCACACUGUAUGGAAAAAGAUUGGGAUGGUGCCAGCUGAUAUUUUUUUACUUGAUGCACCAUUUUAUUUUGUGUGAGAUCUACACAGUGAGGUAAUUUGGACUCUGUGAAUCUGCCACUCUGACCUGGAGAGUUGAGGCCUGGCAUCUUUGUGGCUGGACCUGUUUUCUUUUGUUUUCACACAGAGUUUGACCAUUUAGUUUUCUCCAAAGAACUGAAAAGACAGCUUUGCACGUGAAAGGAAAAUGUCGUGGAGCACAGUGCGUUGGCACUGUCCAGGUCUGGCCUGAGGUGGCUCCAGGCCACACUCAGAACCACUGAGUCCCAGAGAAUCGGUUUCUCUGGGUUUGAAAGGUCUGUGUUCAGACCAGAUAAGUACUGCUGUGGAUGAGACCAAUGUGACGACCUUUAACCUUUAAAUAAACCACGUUCUGCACAGCGAGCGACAUCUGCUUUUCAAACAAGCUACAAGUGAGACAACCACUGCACCACAGCGCUGUGCUCUGUAGUACAGGGAUGUGCUCUGUAGUACAGGGCUGUGCUCUGUAGUACAGGGCUGUGCUCUGUAGUACAGCUCUGUCUGCUGAAUGCAUGGGUCAGCUGUCAUUAAUUUAUGGAGGGGAGAGAGGCGGUGUGUUAGCGGAACAAAUAAAAUAUUUAUACAUUU